CGCGCUCUAUGAUGUCAUCCUGUUGGAUUAAAGCGAUAGGGCUGGAUCACUUGGUCGAGGAGAGGAUUGGACCCUCAUCAUCUUCGGUCCAAAACUGAAUCAAAGUUUGUAUAUGUGCCAUACACACUUUUCUCGCUUUUAGGCGUGUCCAAAACUACUUUAUUUUUAUUUUUUGCACAUGGAUAUCACUUUGGCGUUGACGGACACGGAGGGGAUUUCUCAUCACAGAAUGCAGCUAAGCAUGAACACACACACGGACUGGAGAAAUCAGGAGUAGCCUAAGAGUGCAGCGCGAUGCCUCCGCACGGUGUUGGGGAGUAUAAACCCGUGUCAGGCUCGUCAGUGCCACCGGUACCACCGCGCAGAUUCCGUAGUAAAGAUGUGACCAAACGGAGCCGCUGGGGUUCGGCGCCGGAGCGCAGGGUGAAGUGCGUGCUGGUUGGAGACGGAGCGGUUGGUAAAACAAGUCUGAUCAUCAGUUACACCACCAACGGCUACCCCACGGAGUAUGUCCCUACAGCUUUUGAUAACUUUUCAGCGGUGGUUGCUGUUGAUGGCAAGCCCAUGAAACUCCAGCUGUGUGACACGGCAGGCCAGGAUGAGUUUGAUAAACUGCGCCCUCUGUGCUACACCAACGCUGACGUCUUCCUGUUGUGCUUCAGCGUUGUCACACCAUCUUCGUUCCAGAACGUCAGGGAGAAGUGGGUUCCUGAGAUUCGACGACACUGUCCACGCACUCCCAUCCUGUUAGUUGGCACCCAGGCAGACCUCCGGCAGGACGUCAACAUUCUCAUACAGCUGGCAAAGUACAAAGAGCGGCCAGUGGAACCACAAGAAGCCUGCAUGUGUGCUGAGGAGGUGAGGGCUGUGUCUUAUAUGGAGUGUUCAGCUCUUACCCAGAAGAACCUGAAGGAAGUGUUUGAUGCAGCGAUACUAGCCAGCAUUCAGAAUACAGACAGUCACCAGCAGAGGUUAAUGAAACGCACACCCGAUAAGAUGAGGACACUCUCUGAGUCAUGGUGGAGGAAAUACUGCUGUCUUGCAUAGAUGGAAAAGAGGGAUAUUCACUCUGAACUUUUAAGUAUGGACUAAAAGACAAAACUGUGGCUUUAGGGGUUGCUGGAGUAAUUUAUAAAUACAAAUUAAAAUUAUAUUGAAUUGCGAUAGGACAUUAUGGAGAAGUGUAUGAGUGAAACAGUAAAUCAUUCUACAAAGAUUAACUGUACUUAUCCAUCUUUUACAGUGGAAAAUGCAAAGUUGACCCUUGAAAUAAGUGGCCUGUGCCUAGUUUUUGCUAUGUUUUGAAUAACAAACAUCAAGAAGAAGCAAUAUACCAUUGAAUUAAAAGCAUCAUUGUAGGUGCGGUUAAAUCGUCAUUGGUGUUUUAUUAUGCAGCAGAUCACUAGACAACAUUAAAUACAAUGUUCCCUAAAUUUCUAUUUUUGAAAUGCAGACUACUCGACCUACACUGUGAAAUAAAAAAACCCUACUUGGGUGGUCCCAGAUAGAGGACAGAAGUCCACCAAUAUUUCUCUUUUGUCCUUCUUUUACCACAUAAGUUCCUAAAUCCUUUUUAUACCUGGACGAACAGCUGUCCUCCAGCUGGAAUAUUGGAAUACGAUUUCUUGUUGGCACGCUGCCAAAGUGUGUUCCAGUCAAAGAUUGCUAAUGUGUUAAUCCCCUGUCUGUCAAAACAAAAUAGAUAUUCUGGUGCACUAUCAGUAGUUCGAUAUCAGUUUGUUUUCAGUGAUCUGUAAGGUUGAAGGACAGCCCAUUUCAAAAACAGCUGAACAAAAAAAGUCUUGUUUACUUUAUGACUUAAUCCAGAGCUUCCUUUUAAAACUUACCAUGAGGUCAUGGUCAGUGAGUGAGUAUUAAAGGCCAUUCAAAAUUUGUGGAUAUACUGCAUUUCACUCCUGCCAGGAGUGUUCGAAUUAGAAAAAAACAAUGUUUGCUUUGUUUUUUUUCACUAGACAUUGCCUGUUUAUCUGCUAAGGUGCAGAAUGAGGGAUAAUGUUUAAUAGAGAGUUUCCCAUGAAAUUACAGAUCAAUACAUCACAGAAUUUUCAGAAGGCCUUCUUAAUGCUAAUAAAUUUGAAUGUAUACAUCUUUAAACAAAUCUGUAUACUUAUAUGUAGUGUGUUUUAUUUACAAAGUCUGUAUUUUUAUUUUUAUGUAUGUUCAAUGUGUUUUAUGUUUAUUAAAAGAAAUGAUCAGUUCUUUAUAAAUUCCAUACAGUAAUCUAGUAAUUAAGCAUGAAAUCAUAAAAAUUGGAUAUUAAAAUGUACAAAGUAGCCUGAAAUGAUAUAAUAUGCAUUCAGAAAAAUGUGAUAAAGUAUGUAGAGAAAUGUCCUAAAUGGUUUCUGCAUAGCUCAGGUAAAGCUGUAUUAUAACAAGUGGCCCUAUCAGAUUAUAUUAUUUACCUGCUAUUACACUUAAACAAAUGUUACAUCACAGAAGAACAUAUGGUAUGUUUAAUUAAUUAUAUUUAAAAAAGAUUUUUACAAAUAAAUCAAAUAUAAAUUGACAAUAACAUUGGCAAUUACAGUUAUUAAAAAUAACAAUGCCAUAGUUGAUUAUGAACAUCAAUAUAACUUUUUGCCUUGUCUCCUCUUGAGACAUCUCAAUCUAAAGUCAUGAUAAACAUUACAGUCAUGAAGCACUAGCAUCAUUUAUUGUUCAGCAUUUACCCAGUUGUUGUAAAUUCUAGAGCUUUCUGGGGUAAAUAAUUUAUCAGGUACACCCUCGUAGGAUGAACUGGAAAAAUCACCUGCUGAAACGGGACAUGAGCAAGUGAAAAUGUAGUGGCACUGAAUAGAGAGGUUAAAGUUUCACAAGAUAAGCAUUGGUAGACACCAGAGUAUCAGUAACCCUGCCCUUCACAAAAUGCUUCUAUCAGCAAUGAACCGAAACUGAUGUCUCUAGAGGUUGGAUUUAUAUAGCAAAAAAAAAGCUCCUCAUGUCUACCAUCCAAAAGAAUGUAAGUGAAAGUGGAGAGAUGAAGUUAUUGCCUUUAUGAAUAUGAAAAACUGAAUACUGUAUCUGUUUCUGUGAGUAAGAAGCCACAAUGAACACGUAAAACUGGAAAUAAAGGUGCUGUUAAAAGUG
Molecule: messenger RNA, 3108 nt
Organism: Silurus meridionalis
Lineage: Eukaryota; Metazoa; Chordata; Actinopteri; Siluriformes; Siluridae
Gene: rhoua
Product: ras homolog family member Ua
Exons: 3
Coding region: 295-1047 (250 amino acids)
Biological process (GO): small GTPase-mediated signal transduction
Molecular function (GO): GTP binding; GTPase activity
Source: RefSeq, a predicted model, not a curated record